Orussus abietinus is the source of this 639-nucleotide messenger RNA. RefSeq lists its product as uncharacterized. The record is from RefSeq and is a predicted model, not a curated record. Gene Ontology annotation, molecular function: nucleic acid binding. The transcript has 3 exons. NCBI's taxonomy places the organism in Eukaryota, Metazoa, Arthropoda, Insecta, Hymenoptera, Orussidae. The coding region runs from base 1 to 639 and encodes 212 amino acids.
AUGUGCCACGACGAUCAGGGCCACUUCGCACUUGAUAAGACUUUAGAAAAGGUUAGGGAAAAUUACUGGUUCUCCGGAAUGAGUCGGUUCGUCUCCAAGGCAAAUGGACAAUGUGAGCGAGUAAAUCGGACUCUUUUGAAUUCGCUCGCCGCUACUAGUGCAGGGUCGCCGGAGGACAAGUGGGACCAGUAUGUUAAGCAGGUCCAAAGUGCGAUUAAUAACGCUAUUAAUCGUACGAUUCAAAAGAGUGCGGCACAAUUACUUUACGGGUUCAAGCCUUGUAGUGUAGCGGAUUCGGCACUGAUCGCCGGAAUUCAGGCGUCCCUGGACCAGGUGGGCCUCCGAGAGCUUCGCAAGGAAGCUAAACGAGCCAUGGAUGCCGAGCAGGUUCGGCAGAAGGCGCAGUUUGACGCUAAGAGAUGCAAGGCGCCACGCUAUGACGUAGGAGACGUUGUAAUGGUGGCUGCCAAUUUAGCGGCGACGGGACAGAGUCGAAAAUUGGUGGUCAAGGCCAAGGGGCCAUUUAAGGUAACGGCUGUACUUCCCAACGACCGGUACGAGGUUCGGUUGAGGAAGGAAAACACGGUCGGGGUCGGAGUCGAGGUCGACCGACGCGAAGCCAAGGUUCGACCAUAUUAG